GCCCUGGGUCUCCCCAGCUCAUUCCCCGGUCGGGGCCGCAGGUGUGAUGGUCGGCUCCCACGCGGACAUGGCACCGGCCUCUACCGCAGAGGGGGCCGGGGAAAAGCCGGGCCCCGUGGCUCCUGCCCCCACGGCCCAGUAUGAGUGUGGGGAGUGCGGCAAGUCCUUCCGCUGGUCGUCCCGGCUCCUGCACCACCAGCGUACGCACACGGGCGAGCGUCCCUACAAGUGCCCCGACUGCCCCAAGGCCUUCAAGGGCUCCUCGGCCCUGCUUUACCACCAGCGGGGCCACACGGGCGAGCGGCCCUACCAGUGCCCCGACUGCCCCAAGGCCUUCAAGCGCUCGUCGCUGUUGCAGAUCCACCGCAGUGUGCACACUGGCCUGCGGGCCUUCACCUGCGGCCAGUGCGGCCUGGCCUUCAAGUGGUCGUCCCACUACCAGUACCACCUGCGCCAGCACACGGGCGAGCGGCCCUACCCCUGCCCGGACUGCCCCAAGGCCUUCAAGAACUCGUCCAGCCUGCGGCGCCACCGGCACGUGCACACGGGUGAGCGGCCCUACACCUGCGGCGUGUGCGGCAAGAGCUUCACGCAGAGCACCAACCUGCGGCAGCACCAGCGCGUGCACACGGGCGAGCGGCCCUUCCGCUGCCCGCUCUGCCCCAAGACCUUCACGCACUCGUCCAACCUGCUGCUGCAUCAGCGCACCCACGGCAGCGCCGCCGCCGCCCCCGCCCCUCCGCCGCGGGAGCCCGGCGGCAAGGUCUUGGUCUCCGAGGCCUACCUACAGCGGCCCCUCCAACCCCCCAGCCCGCCGGCGCCCCCGCCGCCCGCGCCCCCGCCCGUGGUGCCCGAGCUCUUUCUGGCCGCGGCCGAGACCACGGUGGAGCUGGUGUACCGCUGCGACGGCUGCGAGCUAGGCUUCGGCAGCGAGGAACUGCUCUUGGAGCAUCAGCCCUGUCCCGGGCCGGAGGCGCCGCCCCCGCCCGCGGACGCGCCCUCGGAGCCGCGGAAGGCCGGCCCUCCCCCGCCGCCCUCACUGUGCCCGCCGUCCCCUCUGCCGCAGCCCCCUCCCGCCGCCGCUGCCCCAGGCUUCGCCUGCCUCCCCUGCGGGAAGUCCUUCCGGACGGUGGCCGGCCUCUCCCGCCACCAGCACAGCCACGGGGCGGCCGGCGGGCAGGCGUUCCGCUGCGGCAGCUGUGACGGGGCCUUCCCGCAGCUGGCCAGUCUCCUGGCGCACCAGCAGUGCCACGUGGAGGAGGCAGCGGCCGGGCGCCCGCCCCCCCAGGCCGAGGCUGCCGAAGUCACCUGUCCCCAGGAGCCGCUCGCCCCCGUCCCCGUCCCGCCGGCGCCCGCGCCCGCCCCGGCUUCCGCGGAGCGACCCUACAAAUGCGGCGAGUGCGGCAAGGCCUUCAAGGGCUCGUCCGGGCUGCGCUACCACCUGCGGGACCACACGGGCGAGCGGCCCUACCAGUGCGGUGAGUGUGGCAAGGCCUUCAAGCGCUCGUCGCUGCUGGCCAUCCACCAGCGCGUGCACACCGGCCUACGGGCCUUCACCUGUGGCCAGUGCGGCCUUACCUUCAAGUGGUCGUCGCACUACCAGUACCACCUGCGGCUGCACUCGGGUGAGCGGCCCUACGCUUGCGGGGAGUGCGGCAAAGCCUUCCGCAACACGUCGUGCUUGCGGCGCCACCGGCACGUGCACACGGGCGAGCGGCCCCACUCCUGCGGCGUGUGCGGCAAGAGUUUCGCCCAGACCUCCAACCUGCGGCAGCACCAGCGCGUGCACACGGGCGAGCGGCCCUUCCGCUGCCCGCUCUGCCCCAAGACUUUCACGCACUCGUCCAACCUGCUUCUGCACCAGCGCACCCACUCGGCCGAGCGCCCCUUUGCCUGCCCCAUCUGUGGCCGCAGCUUUGUCAUGGCCGCCUACCUGCAGCGGCACCUAAGGACGCAUGCCCCGGCCAACGCCGCUUCUGGCCCCGCAGCCCCCGGCGCCGGCCCCCAGGCCCCUGCCCCACUGGCUGCCGCCCCAGCCCCGUCCGCCACCCAAGAUGUCCACGUUCUACCCCACCUUCAGGCCACGCUCUCCCUAGAGGUGGCAGGAGUCUCGGCCCAGGCCCCGCCCCCCGGCCCAGCAGCCCCCAACUCCCAGACGUUUCUCCUGGUGCAGACUGCUCAGGGCCUCCAGCUGAUCCCCAGCAGCGUCCAGCCCCCCACACCCCCGCCUCCCCCCGUCCCCCCCAAGCUCAUCUUGCUGCCCUCCUCCAGUACUGGUGGGGGGGGCAGCGGUGCAAGGCAGGGCCCACGGGCAGUGGGGAAAGCUGGGCAGGGGGCUGGAGUAGUCUGGCUGCCAGGCCCUGGGGGGCUAGGGGUGCAGGGAGGGAGCAACACCGGGGCCAGCGCGGGAGCGCAGAGCCUCAUAGUUCUGCAGAAUGUGGGGGCUGGGGAAGCAGGGCCGCAGGAAGUGAGCGGGGUCCAGCUCCAACCCCUUCGGCCAGCCCCGGAACUGACCACGGUCCAGCUCCAGCCGGCCCCGGAGGUGACCACGGUCCAGCUCCAGCCUGUAACGGGUCAGCUGUCCAAUUCCAGUGGGGGAGCCGUCACCACUGAGGCACCUAAUCUGCUGGUGGUUCAGAGUGGGGCAGCGGAGGAGUUGCUGGCGGACCCCGGCCCGGGGGAGCCCGGUGACGGUGAGGCCAGCACUGGUGUGGUCCAGGAUGUGCUCUUUGAGACGCUGCAGACGGAGGAGGGGCUGCAGAGUGUCCUGGUGCUGAGCGGGGCUGAUGGGGAGCAGACCCAGCUGUGUGUGCAGGAGGUAGAGACCUUACCCUCGGGGCUGGCUGAGCCGCCAACCCCUGGCCCCCCGGGACAGAAACUGCUCAUUAUCCGCAGUGCCCCGGCCACCGAGCUGCUGGAGAAUGGCAGCGUUGGGGGAGGCGCCGCUGCGCUGCAGCUGCUGGCCCCACCACCACCACCACCUGGCCCAGGCUCUGCUCCCGCGGGCGUCCCUGCGGCUUCUGCCUCCCAGAUGGUACAAGUGGUCCCUGCAGGAGCUGCACCUGGGGGCAUGACCCCACAGGGCCUACCCUCCAUCCAGUUUGUCCAGACUCUGCCCGCAGUCCAGCUGGUGCACACGUUUUGA
This is a messenger RNA of Lipotes vexillifer (Yangtze River dolphin), 3145 nucleotides long. RefSeq names its product zinc finger protein 628 (gene ZNF628). Bases 47 to 3145 code for a protein of 1032 amino acids. The record is from RefSeq and is a predicted model, not a curated record. The transcript is spliced from 3 exons. Lineage: Eukaryota; Metazoa; Chordata; Mammalia; Artiodactyla; Lipotidae. Gene Ontology annotation, molecular function: RNA polymerase II cis-regulatory region sequence-specific DNA binding; DNA-binding transcription factor activity, RNA polymerase II-specific. Gene Ontology annotation, biological process: regulation of transcription by RNA polymerase II.